GGCGGUUUGACCAUAGGACCCGGACAAGCUAGCUUGUGCCCGCGCAGCUAAGUGAAUGGGAUGGAGCCGGGACCGUCUGGCGCUGAGCCCAUGGAGGACUUCCCCCCACCCCCGCAGCAGGUGUUCCAUGCCCCCCGCCGGCCAGGCAUGGGUACCGUGGGCAAGCCCAUCAAGCUGCUGGCCAACUACUUUGAGGUGGAGAUCCCAAAGAUUGACGUCCAUCACUAUGAGGUGGACAUUAAGCCCGACAAGUGCCCGCGGAGAGUCAACAGGGAGGUGGUGGAAUACAUGGUGCAGCACUUCAAGCCCCAGCUCUUUGGCGACAGGAAGCCAGUGUACGACGGCAAGAAGAACAUCUACACGGUGCUAGCGCUUCCUAUUGGGAGUGAGAAGGUGGAUUUUGAGGUAACCAUCCCAGGUGAGGGCAAAGAUCGAAUCUUCAAGGUGUCCAUCCGUUGGCUGGCCAUAGUGUCAUGGCGCCUGCUGCAGGAGACUCUGGUCAGCGGUCGGCUGCAGGUCCCCCUCGAAUCGGUCCAAGCUCUGGAUGUGGCCAUGCGCCACCUGGCCUCUAUGAGGUACACUCCAGUGGGCCGAUCAUUUUUCUCCCCACCUGAAGGAUACUACCAUCCACUGGGUGGGGGGAGGGAGGUCUGGUUUGGCUUCCACCAGUCCGUGCGCCCCGCCAUGUGGAAGAUGAUGCUUAACAUUGAUGUGUCCGCCACAGCCUUCUACAAAGCCCAGCCCGUCAUCGAGUUCAUGUGUGAAGUUUUGGACAUCCGUAAUAUCGACGAGCAGCCCAAGACCCUCACGGAUUCGCAAAGGGUCCGCUUCACCAAGGAGAUUAAGGAUUCUUCUUCUUCUUCUAACUACACCACUUUACACCACUCGAUGUUGGCGUCGCCAGGCCUGAAGGUGGAGGUGACUCACUGUGGCCAGAUGAAGAGGAAGUAUCGUGUCUGCAAUGUCACCCGACGACCUGCCAGCCACCAAACGUUUCCCCUCCAGCUCGAAAGUGGGCAGACAGUAGAAUGUACAGUGGCCCAGUACUUCAAGCAGAAGUACAACCUGCAGCUAAAAUACCCCCACCUACCCUGUCUACAGGUGGGGCAGGAGCAGAAGCACACCUACCUGCCUCUGGAGGUGUGCAACAUUGUAGCAGGUCAGCGAUGCAUCAAGAAGCUGACGGAUAAUCAGACGUCCACCAUGAUCAAAGCCACAGCUCGCUCUGCACCCGACAGACAAGAGGAGAUCAGCAGGCUGAUGAAGAAUGCUAACUUCAACCUGGACCCGUACAUCCAGGAGUUUGGGAUCAAGGUGAAAGAUGAAAUGGCUGAGGUGACGGGGAGGGUGCUUCCAGCCCCUAUCCUGCAGUACGGAGGACGGAACCGUGCCAUCGCAACCCCCAACCAGGGCGUGUGGGACAUGAGGGGAAAGCAGUUUUAUAACGGCAUCGAGAUCAAAGUGUGGGCCAUCGCCUGCUUUGCCCCUCAGAAACAGUGCAGAGAAGAGGUGCUCAAGAACUUCACAGACCAGCUGCGGAAGAUCUCCAAGGAUGCUGGGAUGCCGAUUCAGGGCCAGCCGUGUUUCUGUAAAUACGCCCAGGGAGCGGACAGCGUGGAGCCCAUGUUCAGACACCUGAAGAACACCUACUCCGGACUGCAGCUCAUCAUCGUCAUCCUGCCGGGGAAGACUCCCGUCUAUGCGGAGGUGAAGCGUGUGGGAGACACCCUGCUGGGCAUGGCCACGCAGUGCGUCCAGGUGAAGAACGUGGUGAAGACGUCCCCUCAGACCCUCUCCAACCUCUGCCUCAAGAUCAACGUGAAGCUGGGCGGCAUCAACAACAUCCUGGUGCCUCACCAACGGUCAGCAGUGUUCCAGCAGCCGGUUAUCUUCCUGGGAGCAGACGUCACGCACCCCCCUGCUGGAGACGGCAAGAAGCCCUCCAUAACUGCUGUGGUAGGCAGUAUGGAUGCUCAUCCCAGCAGAUACUGUGCCACAGUGCGAGUCCAGAGGCCCAGGCAGGAGAUCAUUGAAGAUUUGUCAUACAUGGUGCGCGAACUGUUAAUUCAGUUCUACAAGUCGACCCGGUUCAAGCCCACCAGGAUCAUUUUCUACAGAGACGGAGUUCCUGAGGGACAGUUGCCACAGAUUCUCCACUACGAGCUCCUGGCCAUCAGAGACGCGUGCAUCAAGCUGGAGAAAGACUAUCAGCCAGGCAUCACUUACAUCGUGGUGCAGAAACGCCACCACACACGCCUCUUCUGUGCCGACAAGUCUGAAAGGAUUGGGAAGAGUGGGAAUAUUCCUGCAGGUACUACGGUGGACACGAGCAUCACUCAUCCCUUUGAGUUUGACUUCUACCUGUGCAGCCACGCGGGCAUACAGGGCACCAGCCGGCCGUCUCAUUACUACGUCUUAUGGGAUGACAAUCGGUUCACGGCUGAUGAGUUGCAGAUUCUCACCUACCAGUUGUGCCACACCUACGUGCGCUGCACCCGCUCGGUCUCCAUCCCCGCGCCAGCCUACUACGCCCGUCUCGUGGCCUUCCGUGCCCGCUACCAUCUGGUGGACAAAGAGCAUGACAGUGGAGAGGGCAGCCACGUGUCUGGUCAGAGUAACGGUCGGGACCCCCAGGCGCUGGCCAAAGCUGUUCAGAUUCACCAAGACACCCUGAGGACCAUGUACUUCGCCUGAGCUACACCACCCAUUCCCACCAUCGACCCCCUCCCACUCAUUUCUACCUGAGUGGCCACACAGCCCACCGCCACCUCAUCCCUUAUUGCAAAUGACUGCCCACCAGGCAGACUCCCCAGAAGCUACAAACACAAGGCCCAUCACAGGCAGACUUUACAGCCGCAUGCACUCAAAACGGUUAUGAAUAUUAUUAUUACAUUAGCAUUUUUAUUGUUUUUACUUUACCAGGACUGUUGCUCUUUUGACGGGAACGAGUUUUUAACGUGGGUAUUAUUAUGUUAUCGUUGUUAUGAACUACAUUCAUGUUUUUGUUUUUGUUUUUUUUAACUGCCUGAGGUAUGUACAUUAGCACUUAGUGUUAGCAUGUAGGUGCUACCAGUCCUGCACAUAAGAGUUUGUUAGCACAUGUGAGGCUAGCCCUCCGGUCUUUCUAUUAGCGGAGACAGAAAGCGCAGGUGUAGCGUACCGUAGACACGGGAGAGAGGUCCUGCAGCGCUCUCCGUGCUGGUCGGCCAGUCCCUUCUAGAGGCACGCUUACCAUAACGAUAGAGGGACCAUUUGCAUCGCGUUUAUCAAAUAUACUUGCACCCCAUGCACCUAAACCAGCGUUAUUAAACAGCCAAAAGUGAUGCCAACCAAUGGAAAAGGGGCACUUCAACAGGAAGAUAGUCUCUCAUUUCUGUAUGCGUUGCUCUUUAAGUCUUUACGAGGCACUUUCUAAAAAAAACCUGUGACUUAUUGAUUUGUUUUUACUUCCAAAUAGUUCAGUAGUGUUGUCUGUCCUGAGGCGAGACAUCCACACCUGCGUAGCUUUACAAACCAGUCGGUAACUAAGGCAAGGUCAACACUCUUCUGUCGAUUUGAAUGCAGGCAAAUAUAAAGUCUGAGAUCACUUAAGUUGCUGCGAAGCGGAACUCGCGUUCAGCAAAUUGACCUCGCUCCGAUCAUUCUGCACAUUCCAACAUGUAUCAGUGGAGAUGACUCUACAGGGUGCACUCUAAACUUCCACACACACACACACACACACACACACACCUAUCUCAGUGUUUACUUUCCACAAAGCUCUUCCCUCUGCAGGCAUUUACAACUCAUAGCCUGAAUAGCAGAAGCACCCACACACACUUAGCUGCCCUCUCCGUCUCUUUCUCAGCAUGUAGUGACACCAACCUCUUCAAAUGCACUUGUCCCCUUAUCUCCCUCCGAGCCAAACUAUCACUAUCGUCACUCUUUCCAUCGUCACCUAUCCUCAAAUUUUAGCAUCACACACACCUGCAGCAUCCCCUGCCCCAAUCCCCUAGCUUGUGUUAGCCAAUACCCAUUGGUGCUCUGUGUGCAUGGGCGGCACAGGUAGGGGAUUGCUACUUUGGACAGGGUGGGCCACUGUUACUACUACGUAAUACGCCCUGCCUUUACAUCUAGUCACUUUCUGGAUGGAGGGGAAAAAAUGCAUGUAAUUCUUUUUUUAUGACUGGAUAUUCUAAGCCACCUUAUUUUGGUUUCCUUACACACUGCCUGUCGGACGUUUUGCCUCUAUUGUGUAACAGCUAUGAAUCCUGCUUUUUCCUUUGUUAUUAUUAUUAUUAUUAGGAAUAUUGUGACUAGUGUCAGUGUUUCCUCAAGAGGGCAUUGUGGAGACGGCCUCACAAUUCCACCUCAGUUGCCCUUUAAGCGCCUCAAAUCUCGCCUGAUAAUCUGAAAGGUUUUGAGCUGAAAGAGAUCAAAAGAUAAUGGAUCAAAUAAGUUUAGAUUUUAAAACAUGUUUAUUAACUGGCAGAAUCAAAAUGCCUUUGUACGCCGUUUUACUGAUCCGUCUUUGUGUCCAAGGUAAUUUGUAUUUAUAAAUAAUAUGUAAUAUCAACCUGUUAUGUAUUUUGGCUCACCGUUUGCCAGGUUUUUUCACACUGUUUUACCCCCCAUCAUAUUUAGGUAAAUAAGAAAAGAAAAAAGAGGUCUUGGGGCAUUUCCCAGUGUCACUGAAACCAGAUGCAGUUCUUCACUCACUGAAGCCACAAAGCACCUUGCAAAGGGGGAAGACGAAAUGGCAGUCGCCCUGGUAAUGCAUCAUGUGGAUACCGGAGAGUCCUCUCCACACAGCCUCACUGUCUGACGAAGCAAUACCGACGCCACGGAUCACAAACGGUCCUCACCAUAGCACUUCCCAAUAGAUUUGAAUGAAAGGACAUGGAAGCAUAUUAUUUUUUGGCUCUGUAUGUCAUGGGAACUCUGUUGGGGGCGGGUUAUUUUUUAAAGAAAAUAAAAUUGUUUUUUAUUACUCCU
Messenger RNA from Pseudoliparis swirei, 4971 nucleotides. RefSeq names its product argonaute RISC component 1 (gene ago1). Bases 61 to 2694 code for a protein of 877 amino acids. The transcript is spliced from 19 exons. Gene Ontology annotation, molecular function: protein binding; RNA binding. The record is from RefSeq and is a predicted model, not a curated record. Lineage: Eukaryota; Metazoa; Chordata; Actinopteri; Perciformes; Liparidae.